Protopterus annectens (West African lungfish) is the source of this 4221-nucleotide messenger RNA. It is a transcript of the gene CIAPIN1, whose product is annotated as cytokine induced apoptosis inhibitor 1. Gene Ontology annotation, molecular function: iron-sulfur cluster binding. The record is from RefSeq and is a predicted model, not a curated record. The transcript has 9 exons. Bases 236 to 1174 code for a protein of 312 amino acids. Gene Ontology annotation, cellular component: cytoplasm. NCBI's taxonomy places the organism in Eukaryota, Metazoa, Chordata, Ceratodontiformes, Protopteridae. Gene Ontology annotation, biological process: iron-sulfur cluster assembly.
AACUCCACCCACGAUCUAACUGUCUAAAUCAGCUUAUUCACAUAAUACUCAACGAUUACAACAUUUAACUUGACCUGACCUUCGCUGUCUUUCGGAAAUUCUCGUCCAAAGCCGUCCUGGAGCAGCGUCGCUUGUAGAUGAUGUCAAAAUAUGAACAGUUCUUGUGAGGACUGGAGGUAUACAUUUCUCAGAGUAAAACAAGUUUGUUAGUAAUUGUUUUUGAUUAUAACAACUCAUGGCAGACUACGGAGUAUCAGCUGGACAAAAAGUAGUUGUGAUAUGGGAUCAGUCCUGCCCUGUAGAAGCACUGAAGGACUUUGUAGGAGCACUCCAAUCGCUAGUUGGGACAGCUGGCUAUGUGGCAGUUGAAAAUGUUGACAUGUUGAUCCAUUCAAAACACAGAGAGUCUAGUUUUGAUGUUGUACUAUCAGGGCUGAUAACACAUGCUGCUGCAGUGCACAGUUCAGAUGUUCUAACAGAAAUUGCACGGAUUAUGAGACCAGGAGGAAAACUUCACAUAGCAGAGCCCGUAACCUCAACUGCAGGUAAUGAUAGUGCCAUAAGGACUGCAAGCAAGCUCAUUUCUUCUCUCAAGCUUUCAGGACUCGCCAGCAUAACUGAAGUCCGACAGGAGUGUCUCACCUUAGAAGAAGCAACCUCUGUGAAAAAGCAGCUUCAUUACCAGGGAGAUGGUCUUGUCAGAGUACAUCUGUCAGCAAGUAAACCAAACUAUGAAGUGGGGUCCUCUACUCAGUUGAAGCUAUCAUUUGCCAAGAAAAGACCAGAAAAACCUGCAAUGGACCCAAAUGCUGCCAAGCUGUGGACGUUAUCCGCCAUUGACAUGAACGACGAUGAUGUUGAUAUUAUUGAUUCGGAUGCAUUGUUGGAUGACGAUGAUUUGAAGAAACCAGAUCCAUCUUCUCUUAGAGCCACUGGCUGUGGUACAGGACCAGAGAAAAAGAGGAAAGCUUGUAAAAACUGCACAUGUGGUCUUGCUGAAGAGCUGGAAGAGAAGGUAGCAGCACAGACGCCCAAAAUGCAAGCUAAGUCUGCUUGUGGAAAUUGUUACCUUGGAGAUGCGUUCCGAUGUGCAGGCUGCCCUUACAUGGGAAUGCCAGCUUUUAAACCAGGAGAGAAAAUUCUUCUAGAUCAGAACCAAUUAAAUGAUGUAUAAUGAGAGAAAUACUGGAACUAUGAUUCUGCAGAAGUAUAUUAUCUGUGUAAAGUUGCCAAGAUGGAGUUGGAUUCACCUCAAAGAAGAGAGAACACUGUUUGAGAUUUUUAUUGUAAUUGGAUUGUCACCCUAUAUACGUGUAUCACAAAUGGUGUAAAAAGACUAAUGGAUCUUUUGUUUCGAUGCAGUUAAGAACUCUGAACAAAUUAAUGGCACACCCAAAGUAUAAAGAACAGAUCUUCUGGGCACUAGAAAGAAAACCAGCCAACAUUUGCAGUUUUUCUUUAUUGUCAUGAAAGAUUUGAUUAAAAUGGGCACCCUUUAGUAGCCCAGUAACUUAGUAUAAGGUCACUGAAACACAGAUUGAAAGAAGCAGAAUCCAUCUGUGUGUAACAUGUACAUUAUUAAGAGUCUUGUUAACUUGAUGCUGUGGUGUACAGAAGCUUAUUAUGUUAGACUUCCUCAACUAAAAAGCAAGUGGCCCUUAGUUCUGUUAUGUUAUAGCUGAAAUCUGUUCAUGUGUUAGAGGCUUACUUUUGGGGAGGACUCUGCUGUUAUACCAAAACUUUUGAUUUACAUUUAAACUUUUUAUUUUCCAUUUAAGUGAAGUUUGAUUCCCCCUUCCCAUGAUCUUUAAACACUAUUUUACAUUUUCGCUGACCUACUGUUGCUGAUGUAUUUUAACCUACAAAUAGAAUGUCUUUGCUGAAGGUUGCACUCUUUUGAGUUAGUAACUUUGGUGGGAUUUGAGUUUUUGUAGUCUUGUCUCUUAAGUUUUCCAUUAUGCUGUAAUUCUGUAUUGGUUUAUCAGAGUAGAUCAGACAGUAGCUCUGUUUUUUGAUUGUGGUAUUUACUACAGCCUGGGACAUACUAAAGCUGAAAACUAAUUCAUGAACAGGAUGGGACCAGAAUAACACUCUUAAUCGGGUGACAGUACGGCAUUUUACUGUUGAGCUGAAUUUCUGUAUUUCACUGGAGGUAUGCAUUUCUAAGAAAAAUACUGAUUUUGCUAACUCACACUAUUCAGUUGCAUAUGUAACACACCUUGGGUAGUCUUGUUUCCAAACUGUUUUAAGGGUAACCACUGUCCAAGCUCAUCAUGCUUCUCUAAGAUCGCAGCUGUGUCAGUUCUGUCAUUGGAGUAAACUGCCUUUCAUCUGUAGAUUUCAACUCUGUGUGCAUCUUUUAAAUGGCAUUUGAAAUAAACUGAACGCAUUGCAAAACAAAAAAGCAUUUUCUGCACAGCAAAGUUCCAGGCAUCCUUUGUAGCACUGUUUGGUGGUAAAGUUGUACAGUUUUCUUAAAAUGUACAUGCGUAAUUAAGGUUUUUUUUGCCUGUUGGGGCAUACAAAAGUGACCUUUUCCUGCUUUUACAGCCGUACAAGGGCCGGAAUUGUGCUGCAAUUUAAUGCCAUUUCCUGACGGGUAAUAUAUGGCACUUGGUAUUGGAUUGUAGCUGGUUAUCUCCACAUUGCAGUCUGGAAGCUGUUUUUCUUUUCUUAUUUUUUCCCUACUUUAGAUGGAGUGACUGUGGAUAGAAAGUGUAAAAUACAAUUGCAGAGAGAAAGACCAUUCCAGCUUGAUUUAGUAGUUGUUUGAUGGGUUGGUUAAUGUCUGUCCCCUGGUCAUAGAUGAAAAUGUUCUGCACUAAAAUAUUUCCGUUAACACAAUUAUCAGAUUAAGUUCUUGGUCAAUGUAUUCAUAUGCUAGAAAGAGGUUUAAUUCAGGCAUUUCGUUGAUUCAUUGUGCGAUGUAACCUUUGGUAUCAAAAAAAAAAAACUUCAAACUGUGAUGUACCCCUAUUAAGAGCUAUGCUGCUGUUUUUACUUGAUGCACGUGUCACAGUUUUCAGUAACCUGUGCUGUUCAAAGUAUUUGAAUUUUAGUCUCACUGUUACAAGAUGUUUAGAUGAUGUAAUUUUUUGACAAGCCAGUGACAAAUACUGUUAACCACUACUCAUACACGUUACUCUGAUUUCUAAUAUGUUGUCUUCCAAGCUGUUAGUUCAUGUGGUAGUACUUCUAUUCUAGUGACAAUGCAGUAACCAUAGGAAGGAACGGAAAAGUGUUUUCCAAUACAUUCAAUGUUCAUUUACUUUUAAAAGAUGAAAUGUAUAGUUUUGUAGUCACAUUUUUAGAAUGAUUACGUUUUGCAUCUGAUGAGAGUUAUUAUAAUGCAUCAGUAUUACUUGACUGAUUUUCGAGUAAAAGGGCAGAAGAAUUGGAAACAGCAAGGUGGUUUUGAAAACCUUAAUACAUUUGUGUAGAUUAGAGGGUAUCUGUGAAGAAGGUGAACGGCAAAUGAGCAUUGUCCUAUUUGUCUGAGUUUGAUUCCCACAACCUCCACAUGUAUGCCAUAUUCCCAUGUCUGUCACUCCUGAGAUGAGGCAUACAGACUGAAUCUUAAAUCAGCGCAAAAAGGGUAAUUUCUGAUGGAUGGCUUUCAAGUCUGAGGAAGAACUGAUUGCAUUUUAGUUGAAUUUGGUACUAUUUAAUAAUCCUUAAAAUUGGCAGGUUAGGGAACAGAGUUAUGCAGCCUGUGGUAGGUACUUUACUCCCUAGCAUUAUAUAGUCCACCUCAAGGUAUUACAGCCUCAUAGGCUGUUAUAUAAAGGUAGUCCCCCACAUGCAGAUUUAUAAGCUAUUUUCAGUCUGGUGGAAAAAUAAAGUGUUUAAUCUGACAGUCUUUGCUAGAUUGUAUUGAAUCUCCUCAUACUGCAUAUUUGGUAGCGUCUUGCUUAUUUACUUUCUGCAACACUGCUAGAUCUUUAAUUGCUCAGGUGGAUAUUAUAAGGUCCUCUGCCACUGAAGGGGAGGUUUGGACCAGUUGAAUUGUAAUAUUUUCAAUAUGUGAAGCAGUUCUGUUUUAGCACAUUGAGUUGUGAAAAGAAUAGAUUGUGUUCAAUUAUCUUAUUGCACUAGUUUGGGAACAAGAUGUGCAUUGUUUUGCUAAAUAAAAUUCCUUGUGAUGAAUUUCACAUAAUUUAUCAGCUGUAGCAUUUUAAAGUUGUACUAUUUCCAUCUGAAUUAAAACGCCUCUUAUCCACA